CCCGAGGUGCUCGUGCCUCCCGCCAGACUGGAGACACUCGUGGAGCAGGCUCUGGAGUAUCAGAUGGACAAGUGCCAGUUCCACAACGCCCCGGCCAAACCGCUCACGUUGUACAAGAACUACAGCUGUGGCAAGGAGCAGCUGCCCAUCAAAACCGUGCAGAGGCUCGCCGCUCACGCCGAUGAGGUCUGGCACCUGGCGUUUUCUCACGACGGGAAGCGGCUCGCGUCCGGGAGCAAGGACGGAUCCGUGGUCGUAUACGACGUCCUCGGACGGAAACCGGUGGCGUUUUUGCUGUGGUCUCCGGACGAUUCGUACGUCGUGUCCACCGCGGGCAACGCCGCGUACGUGUGGAACGCCGAAACGGGCGAUCUGCACGCCACGUGCGCGGGCGGCCACGUGCAUCACAUCACCGCGGCGGCGUGGUGGCCCGACGGGAGCCGACUGGUCACCUGCGGGCUGGACAAAGCCGCGCAGGCGUGGACGCUCGACGGGGUGCGCGCGGGGGGUUGGCACAGCGCCAGGAUGAACGACAUAGCGAUCACCCACGACGGCAAAUACGCGGUGAGCAUAUGCAUGGAGCAAAACGUCACCUUGCGCAGGCUGGGGGACGGUCGGGAGUUCAAGGUCAAGGAGACUGAUAAUCUCAUGUCGCUGAGCCUCUCGGCCGAUUCGACCUGGCUGCUGGUGAACCUGUCCAACUCGGAGAUUCACCUGUGGGACGUCAACAGACUCAUCGAAAAGAUGGAGGAGGAGGAACGCGCGGCGAUACCCGUGGGCGGCCGUUUCGUAACCCGCAGCUGCUUCGGCGGGGGGAAUCAGGCUUUCGUAAUGGCCGGCGGCGAGGACGCAUCCUUGUACAUCUUCCACCGCAAGUCCGGCGCACAGCUGUGCGAGAUCCCCGGUCACUUCAACACGAUCAACACGGUGAGCUGGAACCCCUCCAAUCCGUUCAUGGCGGCGUCGGGGAGCGACGACUGCGAGGUUCGCAUCUGG
Messenger RNA from Micromonas commoda, 996 nucleotides. RefSeq lists its product with no specific name. Gene Ontology annotation, molecular function: protein binding. The annotation marks the transcript as partial. The record is from RefSeq and is a predicted model, not a curated record. The transcript is spliced from 3 exons. Lineage: Eukaryota; Viridiplantae; Chlorophyta; Mamiellophyceae; Mamiellales; Mamiellaceae.